GAGUAUGAGUGUACGGGAUGGCACGAUCAAGCAUCCGACAGCAGGACUGCAGAGAGCGGGAAGCCUCCAGAUGUGAAUUACAACAGGGUAUGUGUAACUGCGUGAGCAGUGUCGCUCGGAGACUGUGGUCAACGAUUGUAUUGCUAUCUGUUGUCGUGUUGUGAUGUUCUGUCCCAGAAGCUCUCAGCUCUGGGGUAAGCGCACUUGCCCAUCAGGCACUACCUGCUACAAUAGGAUAUCGUGUGAUCUAAGCCACGUGGUCACAGUAUGCCCCUGUAAAACGUACGCUCCAACAGUACUGAAAACAUCGCAGACGAACAGUGCGUUCAUUGAUCCUCUUAUGGGUGACAUGGCACGAUUUCAAAUCCCAGAUUUUACAGUGCCCGGCGCUUAUUUCAGCCCUCUCACGUCACCCGUACUCAAUACGCACUCUCAAAGCGCGACAGGACACUCCCCAAUCAAUGUUUACAUUGAUUUGUUGGGCAAGCCCGAUACAGCCCAGCCGGCAGAGCAUAGAAGAUUCAGAACAAAGAAGGAUCUGACUGGGACAAUACCAACGGACUGCGUACAAAAGUCGCCCAUUGUGAAUCCUGGCAGACGGAAGAAUACAAUCUCGAUGCAGCCGAAAGCACCAUAUCGAAUUUCCGCAACAGAUCUAGCAGAGUCCGCGGUCACUAACCUCGCCCCAAGAAUGUCUGGUGAAAUGAUUUCCUUGCAGCCAGCGGUACCGUCGCACUCGGUGGACGUCUUGAGCUCAGAGUCCGCUUCCUCAAGCGACCUCAGCCAGCGCUUAGGCAGCCACUCCUCACCGAGUUUCAGCCGCCAACAUCUGGUAGCGCAGAGCAAUCAAGGUGCUACGCCUAUCACACCUGCUUCUCUCAUGCGUAUACGUUCUUCGCCACAUUGAUGCUUCGAUGAAUGUACAGCCCCUACCAAAAGGCCUUACUCUACCAGAAGUGACGCUAGAAACGAGAUCUUCGUCGUCAAAAAUAGAAAGGGCAUUUUGCAAUGGUAAACAAGACACACAUUUGAGGACAGCUAGCUAGGAUGAGUGUCAGAGUGAUUGCAUCGGCGUCGAUUUGCACUCAGCA
Molecule: messenger RNA, 1091 nt
Organism: Didymella exigua CBS 183.55
Lineage: Eukaryota; Fungi; Ascomycota; Dothideomycetes; Pleosporales; Didymellaceae
Exons: 1
Coding region: 164-907 (247 amino acids)
Source: RefSeq, a predicted model, not a curated record